Messenger RNA from Homarus americanus (American lobster), 1914 nucleotides. RefSeq names its product T-box transcription factor TBX3-like. Gene Ontology annotation, biological process: positive regulation of DNA-templated transcription; cell fate specification; regulation of transcription by RNA polymerase II. NCBI's taxonomy places the organism in Eukaryota, Metazoa, Arthropoda, Malacostraca, Decapoda, Nephropidae. Gene Ontology annotation, cellular component: nucleus. Bases 1045 to 1914 code for a protein of 289 amino acids. The record is from RefSeq and is a predicted model, not a curated record. Gene Ontology annotation, molecular function: DNA-binding transcription factor activity, RNA polymerase II-specific; RNA polymerase II cis-regulatory region sequence-specific DNA binding. The transcript is spliced from 5 exons.
CUGGUGGCGGUGGGAGGUGUCGGCGCGGGUGUAGGCAGGGGCCGCGUCAUAAGCCCCGCCCAUAUGGUCUUCACGCUGUCCGCCCCGCUCGGCUACUCUGCACUUCCACCCCUAUUUUGUCCAGAUUUUUUUACCUCUCAUUUAGACAGGACUUCUCACACAAGUAGAAGGGAAUUUUAAGGUUCGGUUUUUAUUGAUUUGAAAGAAUAUGGAAGUAGUUGAAAGGAUUGAUGGACCUAAUAGGGGGUAGAGUAGAUUUCUAGUACAUGCUGAUAACCACGCAGAGACCCGGCCCUCGCUCGCACCAUGAGGCGGGACUUCUGACGCCCGCGGAUUAAUUCACUUCACUGCCUCGAAAUCUUCGUCGUUCUGUGUCAUUCAGCACUUCCAAAACCACAGUUCCUCAGUGUCAUCAUACCAACUAACUUAUAUGGCACUGCCAGAUCUAGGGAAGUGAAGUUUCUCCCAUGUCGAUACCGAGGAACAGCAACCGGUGGAUUUUUUGCGGUCAUGUGCGUGUGAAGUUGAUCACAAUCGGCAAGCCCGAAGGUGUGACGUGGGACGCGGAUGCCCCGCCUCCCGAGCUCUGUGAUUGGCUGAGCGGGUGUUGACGGACCAAUCAGUAUUGUUGGCGGGUGUCGACCGCUGGUGUGGCGGUCAUGACUUGGUGGUCGCCAGUGUAGGUGCGAACGCGCGAUAGGAAGGCUGAGGGCCUGUACGUUCCAAGUGUCAGACACCACGCCUCUGCCUCCUACACCUCCUGCCAACCUAUUCACCCGUCUAGGUUUACAAUAAUAUACCCUGGCCCUUAAGUGCAAUCUGGAGGUUGUGAGGAGGUUUUGUAUAGUGACGCGCAAGGAAAAAUAAAAGCACUGGUGAUAUUUUCGUAAAUCGUGGAAAGAAUUAUUGUUUAUUAUCGUGAAUUUUGUUGGUGGCCGAGGAGUACUGUGGUGGUGGACGGAUGUGUUGGUGGAGUGUGGGUGUGCGUGAUGCAGGGGCGGUGAUGGUGUAGUGUGUGAUUGAGGCCCCCCAAGCACCUGCCUCAUGCGCUUCGACAUCUUGCAGGAGCUCGGCCACCUUGUCAACUCCCCGCUCAACGACCUCCCUCCUCUCACCCCUCUGGACGUGAGCAGCAGCAUGGCAUACCACCCGUUCCUCCUCCAAAGACCCACAGAUUUCAGCGUCAACUCCCUCCUUACGCAGUCGCCGUCGUACCUACCGACGCUGGGGCUGCCGGCGGCGGCUGUGGCGGCAGCGGCAGCGGGCUCACCCAACCCCUACAGCCUGCUGCCCAAAUUCCCGGGGCACCUGGGUCACCCCUUCACCGCGGCCGAGGAAGUCAUCUCCCAGUCUCACUUGCGGCCGCUCCGCUCUCUCCUCCCUGAGGAGGACGGCGUGGUGGACGACCCUAAAGUCACACUCGAGUGUAAGGAUCUGUGGGAGAAGUUUCACAAGCUGGGUACCGAGAUGGUCAUCACUAAGUCCGGCAGACGUAUGUUUCCUGCCUACAAAGUUCGGGUCUCAGGGCUUGACAAAAAAGCCAAAUACAUCUUACUUAUGGACAUCGUAGCAGCUGAUGAUUGCCGCUAUAAAUUUCACAACAGCCGGUGGAUGGUUGCGGGAAAGGCUGACCCGGAGAUGCCCAAGAGAAUGUACAUCCACCCUGACAGUCCGGCCACGGGGGAACAGUGGAUGCAGAAAGUCGUCUCUUUUCACAAAUUAAAGCUCACCAACAACAUCUCCGACAAACACGGAUUUGGAGGAGCGGAAGCUAAGGACAUAUCGGGGAUUAGUUCCAUCACGCCCGUCGCCGCCCACAACCCCGCCCCCUUCACGCCACCAAGGGACGAGAACGUCAGUGGACACGGGUUUUUAUGUGCCGUGUCGACGCUGGGUGCCGUGGCAGGUUGGUGA